AUGGUGAAGAAACACAAUCUUGAAAAUAAUGAAUGGCUCUCCGGGUUGUAUAGAAUUCGUGAUAAAUGGGCAAGGUGCAUGAUGAAAGAAAGAUGGACCGCGGGAAUGCGAAGCACCCAACUUAGCGAAAGCCUAAAUGCAGCAAUUAAAAAUCAUUUGAAACUAGAUCAUGACCUUGUGCAGUUCUUUAGACAUUUCAAUCGGGUGGUUGAUGAAAAGAGACAUAAUGAACUGAUCGCAGAAUAUGAAAUGAGGCAAAAGCUCCCCAUGGUCGGGUUUAGGCAAACACCUAUGCUUGUGCAUGCAUCAGAGACGUAUUCACCAACCGUAUUUGUUGCAUUCCAAAAUGAAUAUGGCGAGUCAACAGCUAUGGUUAUAUUGAGACAACAAGAUGCAGCGAUGAUUGUGGAGUUUGCGGUCAUGAGGUAUGAUGGAGGACCUGAAAGAAUAGUGGUAUUCAAUCGGAAUGAUCUAAGUGUACGUUGUAGUUGCAAAAAAUACGAGAAUGAAGGCAUUUUAUGUGGGCACGCGUUGAAGGUGUUUGAUACUGUGGGCAUAAAAAUAAUUCUUCCUGAAUACAUUAACAGGCGAUGGACAAAAAGAGCUCGGGCUGGAGACUGUUUUGAUCGGCGAAGACGGGAAGUUGUGGCUGAUCCUAAAAUAAUGAUUUCAACUCGUUAUCGGGAGCUCGCUCCAGCCAUGAUUAAGGUCGCAACUCGAGCAGCAAUGUCGGAGGACACCAGCAAAGUAGCAAUCACUGUCAUAUCCGAUUUGGCAAAGAGAGUUGAGCUCCUCCUCUCAGAAAGCGAAGAGCAACCUUUGCAAAAUCAAAAAAAUCUGAAUAUGGAGGAACGGGAUAAAAUUGAAAUUGUGAAUGAAAUGGGGGAGGCAGUAGUCGCAAGAGGCAUUAAAAAACGAGGCGGUGGGAAGAAAAGUAGAGUGAUGCGAAGUUGGAUCGAUAAAUUUGACAGAGUAAAAAGAAAAUCCAUAUUAUCAAGAACUACACAGACUACGGUCUCAGAAUCGGAGCCGACAUCGGUUUCAUUUGAGGAAUACAUGUUUAUGGGAUGUCGUUCAUCUACUGACUCUGUUUCGACGCAUUCAAUGAGUCAGACAGUGAAUGGCCCUCCAAACGCUGUUGCUCCCGAUAUCGAUGAAAGUCAAACGGAGGAGCGUGGGGCAAUUUCAACACACUGUGAUGUUGAUGCAUAUCAUGUAUUUGCACUAUCACCUCAGGGAAGAAAUAACACCCAGGGAUUGCAACUACGCGUUGAUGUCGCUUCCCCCGAGAAGGAGGUUGAUAAAUGA
This is a messenger RNA of Coffea eugenioides, 1308 nucleotides long. RefSeq names its product protein FAR1-RELATED SEQUENCE 5-like. The record is from RefSeq and is a predicted model, not a curated record. Bases 1 to 1308 code for a protein of 435 amino acids. Gene Ontology annotation, biological process: regulation of DNA-templated transcription. Gene Ontology annotation, molecular function: zinc ion binding. Lineage: Eukaryota; Viridiplantae; Streptophyta; Magnoliopsida; Gentianales; Rubiaceae. The transcript is spliced from 5 exons.